UUGGUGUCACUUGUGUAUUCCCCAUUGACCUAGCUAAGACUCGACUCCAGAACCAGAGACAUGGUCAACAGGUCUACAAAAACAUGAUGGAUUGUCUAGUCAAAACCGUGCGAUCUGAGGGGUAUUUUGGCAUGUACAGAGACAUGGGUCCCCCCUGGGAUAGUGAAGGCUAGCCGAUUAAGGCGCAGCCACGCUGGAGGCAAAUCAUUUAUCAUGGUUCUGUCCACUCUGCUCUAUUACAAUUAGGCACAAAGUUUUUUUUUGUUGUUGUUGUUAUUGAAUAAGUAUAGUUCCUUUGUUUUGUUUUCUUCAUAGCCUCUGAAUUUCUGUAGACUUUCAUUUUGUCUAUUACUAACUCUUUGGGCAUGUACUGUAAAAUUACAUGCCUCUCUAACCAUCUUGUGAUAUCACUUUUGGUUUUCUACACUUCUCUCCCAUGAAUACACAUUAUCUGCCCCUAUCCCUUGCAUUUUAAGAGGGCUAUUGAAAUAGAAACUAUUUUCUUACUCUUCCUUUAUGCCUGCUUUUUACUCUACUCAUAACACUUUUUUCUUCUUUUUUUUUUAUUUUAUUAAUUAAUUAAUUUUUUUUUGUAAUUGUUCUUAUUUACUUUUUUUAAUGCCUUUUUUUUAAAUUGUAUUAAAAUCUCUAUUUUUAUUUAUACAUAGUAUGGUUCUGUCUUUGGUAUGAUGUUGGUGGGGAAUGGGAGCUCUGUGAAAUGCAAGUAAAUCUUGCUACUUUUUUGGCUAAUCUGCUGUGUUUUUGUCUUUUAGGUGCUGCAGUUAAUCUUGCUCUUGUCACACCUGAAAAGGCCAUCAAGCUGGCAGCCAAUGACCUCUUUCGUCAACACCUUUCCAAAGAUGGGAAGGGUUUGUCGGUGUUUAAAGAAAUGUUAGCAGGCUGUGGUGCAGGCAUGUGCCAAGUCAUCAUUACUACUCCUAUGGAGAUGCUGAAAAUUCAGCUACAGGAUGCUGGAAGACUAGCUGCCCAGCAGAGAAUGCCUGGUAUCCUGGUUCCCAGUAAGCUGGCUCAGACAAACACGCUGCUGAGCCGAUCCUAUAAUGUCAUGCCGAGCUCUGCUGCUCAAACCAUUUCUGCAACACAAAUUGCCAAAGAGCUGCUACACACCAAGGGCAUCCAAGGUUUAUAUAAAGGGCUGGGAGCAACACUCAUGAGAGAUGUGCCGUUCUCUGUUGUCUACUUUCCUCUUUUUGCUAACAUUAACCGCUUGGGUAAGCGCUCUGGAGAUGAUGUGGUGCCAUUCUAUUGGUCGUUCAUGGCUGGCUGUCUAGCUGGUUCAACUGCUGCAGUGGCGGUUAACCCAUGUGAUGUGAUAAAAACCAGACUUCAAUCUUUGAGCAAAGGCACUAAUGAGGAGACCUACAAUGGAGUGGUUGACUGUGUGAGCAAGAUCAUGAAGAAAGAAGGACCCUCUGCUUUCCUGAAGGGGGCAGGCUGCAGGGCGCUUGUCAUUGCACCUCUAUUUGGCAUUGCUCAAGUUAUGUAUUUUGUUGGAGUUGGUGAAUUCAUUCUGAGCCAAAGGUCAUUUAACCUCCUGUCUCCAUAAGCAAGCCAGAAUUGCUGCAAAUGAACCUGUUCUGGGGACAUGAGACACAAUCAAACAUAAAUACUAGUUAGAUUGACAGCUCUGCUGUUUUGUUUCCUGAGGCAGUUUCUGACCUAACUGCACUUCCCGUCUGGUCUGCUCACUCAACUGUGUCCACGGCCAACAUUUUGCACUUGUAAGGGCUUCUGCAGGAGGUGAGAUGGUGCUCAACAUCCUUCUAGAAGGAUCUGUAAGUGAUUCCCCUCAGUGAGGGAGGAUGGUGUCACUAUCAAGGCACUAUCACCAAAUUGACUUCCUUUUUGUGUAGUGUCUGUUUUGUCAGUCAUUUAUUUUUGUGUUUUGAUGAAUUGAUGCAUCAUUGUACUAUUGGUCAGCGCCCCACCCCAUAUACAUAUACAUUUCAUAAAGUAUGGCAUUGAAUUGUUCUGUACAAUUUUGUGGAUCAGAUGAAUAUCAUAUGGUAAUAUCAUAUCAUAUGGCGUGUGCUGUGGCGUGAACGACUCAUGAUGGAGAUAACUGUACCUAAAGCAAACCAUAACACACUCUAGUUUUAUUCCUUUUAAUCACUAAAGUGACCUACACGUGUUAGUGGUGUUUUUGUUUGUUUUUUUUUUUGUUGGUUGGUUGGUUUUCUUCCUCCUUUUCACCCUUGUUAUGCACUAAACAAUUCCCAUAGGUAAUUGUGCUGCCAUAAUGGUAAAUGGUUCCAUCACAUGUUGGAGUAAAAGAAACAAACUAUGGUGCAAAUACCAUGGCACAUUCUCUGGAAUACGUUAAUUUAAAGUAAAUAACAUGGGAAUGCAGCAUACCAGAGUAAAAUGAUUCUGAUUGUACAGAAUGUGUAACUAUAAAGUAAAUAGUAUUACUAGAAUAAUGUCAAUUGUGAAGAUCAUGAAAUGCCUGUGUGGUUUACAUUCAUUAGAUGAACUGUUCUGUUGAAUGUUUCAGAAUGACCCAGAGGGUAAUGUAUGGUUUGGUGUAAACUGUAUACCUUUUAUAAAUUAUGCAGUGUUUUUUUUUUUUUAAUUAAUCAGCAUAGUCAUAAUGAAACAUUUUGAGCAAAUGUUAUGGUUUAUCAUUUCACAUGUAGGUUCAAUUUGUACUGUGAUAUUUACAAAACACUCAAAUAAACUGGAAGUAGCCAAGAGAA
Molecule: messenger RNA, 2717 nt
Organism: Tachysurus vachellii
Lineage: Eukaryota; Metazoa; Chordata; Actinopteri; Siluriformes; Bagridae
Gene: slc25a55a
Product: solute carrier family 25 member 55a
Exons: 8
Coding region: 719-1567 (282 amino acids)
Biological process (GO): L-glutamate transmembrane transport; malate-aspartate shuttle; aspartate transmembrane transport
Molecular function (GO): L-aspartate transmembrane transporter activity; L-glutamate transmembrane transporter activity
Source: RefSeq, a predicted model, not a curated record